CAACGCACCAAGCCACCGGAAGUAGGAAGUUCUUAACGUUCAUGGUUCAUGUGGGUUCGGGUUUAUGUUGACAACAAAAAGUCUCUCUGAACAUUUUUUUUUUAUAAGAAAGUAUUCACAUUCUAUACGAGCUUCAAAAUAAAACAUGUCUGACAACGAAGAUAACUUCGACGACGGAGACUUCGAUGAUGCCGAGGAGGAUGAGGGAUUAGAUGACCUGGAAAACGCGGAAGAUGAGGACCAGGAGAACGUGCAGAUCCUGCCUGCAGGAGAGGGACAGCAGGCCAACCAAAAGAGGAUCACAACACCGUAUAUGACUAAAUAUGAGAGAGCCAGAGUGCUGGGCACACGAGCUCUCCAGAUAGCGAUGUGCGCUCCAGUCAUGGUGGAGCUGGAGGGAGAAACGGACCCCUUGCAAAUAGCCAUGAAAGAGCUUAAGAGCAGAAAGAUCCCCAUCAUCAUCCGCAGGUACCUUCCUGAUGGGAGUUAUGAGGACUGGGGCUGUGACGAGCUCAUCAUAACUGAUUAAACGUGUAUCCAGUCUGCACUGACAAAACAAUAUAUGCUGGUUCACACCCGCCAUUGUAUCAGGUCAGUCAGCUACACAAACCCAGAAUUCCUAAGACGGACGCAAUUAUCACCCACCAGUUCAUUGAUCCACAGGUGACUCUGUAAAUCGGUGAAAUCAGAAUACUUGAAACGUACUGAACAGACAUUAGACUCAUUCAAAUCAAGCCAGUGUGUUGCUAUAAUCCUGUGAUCUGACUUGUUACAUUCUCAGUCUCAUUGUGUGGUUGCAUGUUACGCAACUCAAGUUAAAAUCGAAGUUAGAAUCUACAGUACUUUUUGUUUUAACAGCUGCAUUAUAACUUUGAGCCACAAGGGGGAAAUGUAACUUAAGUCAAACAUUUACUUUGUUUUACAAAAUAAUCCUGUGUUGUUAUUGUUAUUAUUCCAUUUGUUGUUUUGAUGGAGAGAGGUGAUUAGUGUAAAAUAACUGUUUUAUUGUUAUUAAUAAACUCUUUUGUAGAAAGGA
This is a messenger RNA of Siniperca chuatsi (mandarin fish), 1036 nucleotides long. RefSeq names its product RNA polymerase II, I and III subunit F (gene polr2f). Bases 146 to 529 code for a protein of 127 amino acids. Gene Ontology annotation, cellular component: nucleus; RNA polymerase II, core complex; RNA polymerase III complex. Gene Ontology annotation, biological process: DNA-templated transcription. The record is from RefSeq and is a predicted model, not a curated record. Gene Ontology annotation, molecular function: DNA-directed RNA polymerase activity; DNA binding. NCBI's taxonomy places the organism in Eukaryota, Metazoa, Chordata, Actinopteri, Centrarchiformes, Sinipercidae. The transcript has 5 exons.